Molecule: messenger RNA, 2913 nt
Organism: Tarenaya hassleriana
Lineage: Eukaryota; Viridiplantae; Streptophyta; Magnoliopsida; Brassicales; Cleomaceae
Product: receptor-like protein kinase At3g21340
Exons: 13
Coding region: 83-2776 (897 amino acids)
Biological process (GO): protein phosphorylation
Molecular function (GO): ATP binding; protein kinase activity; protein binding
Source: RefSeq, a predicted model, not a curated record
CCAUGAACGAGGCUGCCCCUAGUUUUCAUAUUUGAGAGCUUUUUGCGGUUCUCGUCCCCAUCUCCUUGGGAAGUUGAAGAAAAUGCAGAUUCUUCAAAGGCUUGUAUUUGGGUUUAUUGUAACAAUUGCCCUUACAACUCUUGUCCAAGCUCAAAAUCAACAAGGAUUCAUUAGUUUGGAUUGCGGGUUGUCUCCAAACGGUUCUCCUUAUACCGAACCCAUAACCGGUUUAAUAUUCACAUCCGACGAGGGUUUCGUCCAAACCGGAAAAAGCGGUAGAAUCCAGGCAGUGUUCGACCCAAACUUCAUAAAAUCGUACUUGACGCUUAGAUACUUCCCCGAUGGAACGCGAAACUGCUACAACAUGAGCGUAACACAGGGCGUGAAAUAUCUCAUCAAGGCAACGUUUGUGUACGGAAACUACGACGGCCAAAACAAUUACCCUAAUUUCGAUCUAUACAUUGGUCCGAAUAUAUGGACGACGGUAGAUUUUAACGGACGAGCAAAUGGUACGGUCAAGGAGAUCAUUCACGUGCCGAGUUCGAACACUUUGGAGGUGUGUCUUGUUAAGACAGGAACAACGGAUCCGAUGAUAUCAGCCUUAGAGCUUCGGCCGUUGAGAAAUGGUACUUAUGUUACCGAGAGCGGCUCUCUCAAGAACUUGUUUCGAGUGUAUUUCAGCAAUUCGGGUCAGAGUAUAAGGUAUCCUGACGAUGUCUACGAUCGUAGAUGGUAUUCAUUUUUCCAACCAGAGUGGACGCAGAUAACAACUUCUCUCACCGUAAACUCUUCCAACAUAUACAACGUACCAGAAACAGCUAUGGCCACGGCCGCAACACCCACGAACGCCACCUCGCCACUGACCCUUACGUGGGCCCUACAGCCUGUAACGGCGCUGUUUUACAUGUACAUUCACUUUGCGGAGAUUCAGAAUCUACGCGCAAACGACUCUAGGGCUUUCAACGUCUUGCUCAAUGGAAACAACACUUUCGGACCGUACAGCCCUAAGAUGUUGAAGAUAGAAACGUUGUUGGAUAAUAUACCAGAGAAAUGCGAUGGAGGGCAAUGCAUUUGGCAGCUUGUUAAGUCCUCGAACUCGACUCUUCCGCCUCUUGUUAACGCUGUGGAGGCUUUCACCGUGAUAGAGUUUCCCCUGUCAGGAACAGACCAAGAUGAUGUGGUUGCUAUCAAGAAUGUGAAAGAUGCUUACGAGUUGAGUAGAAUUAGCUGGCAAGGAGAUCCGUGCGUCCCUAAGCAAUUUGCAUGGGAAGGUCUGAACUGUAGCUACGUCGAUAAUUCGACCGCACCAAGAAUCAUUUCCUUGAACUUGUCUUCAAGUCUAUUGACGGGGACCAUAGACUCUAGCAUUCAGAAUCUGACCCAGCUACAAAUACUAGACUUGUCGAAUAACACUUUGUCGGGAGAAGUUCCCGAGUUUCUAGCUGAAAUGAAAUCGCUAUCGGUCAUAAACUUAAGCGGGAACAACCUUAGCGGUUCAGUCCCUCAAGCCCUACUAGAUAAACAGAGCGAAGGGCUAGUGCUAAAACUCCAAGGGAAUCCACAGCUUCUCUGCCAGUCUAUUCCAUGUGAUAAUCUCGGCGGAAACGGUAGACAUCACAAAAAUAAUGUCGUAGUACCGGCUGUGGCGUCAGUUGCUUCCGUUGCCGUUCUCGCUGCUGCAUUUUCUCUAUUUUUCAUUUUCAGGAAGAAAAAGCAAACUAGUUCAAGUGCUCGAGUUCCCUCGCUGUAUACAACGACACCAGAUGGUAUAUCGCCCCAUUCAUCUCAACCAUCGUUCGUACCGAAAAAUAGAAGGUUUACUUAUAUAGAGGUUCAAGCAAUGACGAACAACUUCCAAAGAAUUCUCGGGAAAGGCGGGUUUGGAAUCGUCUACCAUGGACAUGUGAAUGGUGGUACCGAACAAGUUGCCGUUAAAAUUCUCUCUCAGUCGUCAGCUCAAGGGUACAAACAGUUCAAAGCCGAGGUCGAACUUCUUCUGAGAGUUCACCAUAAGAAUUUGGUUACUCUUGUUGGAUAUUGCGAUGAAGGUGAUAACUUGGCUCUCAUAUAUGAAUACAUGGCAAAUGGGGACUUGAAAGAGCAUCUCUCAGGAAAACGUGGUGGCUCGGUUCUGAGUUGGGGAACUAGACUGAAAAUAGUUGCAGAGGCUGCACAAGGGUUGGAGUACUUGCACAACGGAUGCAAACCGCCAAUAGUUCAUAGAGAUGUUAAAACUACGAACAUAUUGCUGAAUGAGCACUUGCAAGCCAAACUGGCAGAUUUCGGACUUUCUAGAUCCUUCCCGACCGAAGGCCAAACUCAUGUUUCAACAGUUGUUGCAGGAACUCCGGGAUAUCUCGAUCCCGAAUAUUACCACACAAACUGGUUGAGUGAGAAAAGCGACGUGUACAGUUUCGGGAUUGUACUAUUGGAGAUCAUCACGAACACACGAGUGAUCGAUCAAACUCGUGAAAAGCCUCACAUAGCGGAAUGGGUGGGGUUAAUGCUUACAAGAGGAGACAUCAAUAACAUUAUGGAUGCAAAACUAUACGGAGAUUACGACAAGAACUCUGUUUGGAAAGUGGUUGAAGUUGCAAUGUCGUGUGUGAAUCCUUCUUCAUCGAGAAGACCGAACAUGUCUCAAGUUGUGAUCGAACUAAACCAGUGUUUGGCGUCGGAGAACUCGAGGGUCGGGACAAGCCGAGACAUGGACUCGAAGGGUUCCAUUGAAGAGAACAUGACUUAUGCUACUGAGUUAGGUCCUAAGGCUCGAUAGUAAUACGCACGUCACGGAUAUAAACCUAAGAUUUGCUUGUUGUUUUGUCAUCUCCUUGUUUUUUUUCCUAUUUCCAGAAUGCAUGUGAAAAUUUGGUGUCAUCAAAUAUUUGUGAUUAUGAUUGUCAUUAAGAUUGA